AUGUUUACAGGACCGGCAAUCAACACCAUUCGCAAGGCCAUUGCGCCCGCCGUUAGAACCAGGCUCGUCCCCGUGCCCGCCACUGCGACCCGCACUUUUGGAACGGCGGGGAUCCUCCGCUCCGACAAGAAGGCCGUGGAUAACUGGCCAAUCCCCGCCAAUGUUAAAACAUUCCACGGCAAGUCUCACUUCUACCCCCUCCCCUGCUCCGCAUCCAUUGAGUCGUGUUACAUCCACUAACGCGGGGGGUGACCCUUCCUUCCUUCGUAUUCUGUGCAGAAAUUAAAACGGAAGAAGAUCUCAUCCCCCCCGGCGCCGCCCCAGGAGAGGUCGCGACGGAUUACAACCAAGCCACGGGUCUUGAGCGUCUCGAGAUCCUCGGUAAGGUCGAGGGCAUCGACAUCUUCGACAUGAAGCCGUUGGACGCCUCCCGCCGUGGUACCCUCGAUAACCCGAUCGUUGUGAGGAGUUUUGGGAAGGAGAGGUAUCUGGGCUGCACUGGGUACCCCGCUGAUAGCCACGUCACUAUCUGGUUGACCAUCAGCAAGGAUAGGCCUGUCGAGAGGUGUCCCGAGUGCGGGGGUGUGUAUAGGAUGGAAUAUGUGGGGGCUGAGGAGGAGCAUCAUGGGCACGAUGAUCAUCGUGGGUUUACCUUUACCUCCCUGCCCCCCCCCCUCUUCUUCGGUUUCAUUGCGGGAUGGGAAGGAAUUGAAUAGGCUAAUGUGUUACAUAGAUCACGGCUACGUUGAACAGAAAACCAUGGCCGAUUUUGUUAGGCCUGAGUAUAGAUAGGCAGAUAACUGGAUGGCGAGACCUAUGGAGGGCCCCGGUUUCCUUUUUCAUCCUCAUUACUCUCUCUUCCUGUUUUGCCGUCGCUCUCUCCACCUUCGUCCUCGAAUUAGGGGUGACUACUGGGUGUAUUAUCAGGGCUUGUGGGCUGUACGUUGCGCAUGGAAUGAAUGUUGUGCAGGGUGGGGUGUUGUCGUUGUGAAUAGUCAAUUGAUUUCUUUCCUUUUUCUUCAUUUUUUUUUGCGGAUUUUCUUUUUUUGUUUUAAAAAGACAAAACAAAGAAUAGCUAACUAUAUAUAUCCCUUUU
This is a messenger RNA of Tuber aestivum (summer truffle), 1096 nucleotides long. The record is from the annotation of a GenBank genome assembly. NCBI's taxonomy places the organism in Eukaryota, Fungi, Ascomycota, Pezizomycetes, Pezizales, Tuberaceae.